CCAUUCCAAGGUUCCAUGCCCAAUACUCAAAUAUUCUGCUAGCAACAUUUCAAGAAAAGCAAAGCUUUUGCACUCUUUUUCUGUUUUUCCUGCUAACUUGGACAUCCAGCUAAAAUGGAGACUGGUAUAGCAUGCUGUGCUCGAGGGGCUUACUUACCUGGUGUUUCUCAGCAUUCAAAAGCUUCAAUGUCUCCACGGUCCAUUUCUCCGUCCUUCGCUACGAGGAGUCUGAAAUCAAGCUCGCUAUUUGGGGAGACGUUGCGCUUCAUACCAAGAUCAUCACUAAGGGUUUCAAAAGCAAAGAACUCUUCCCUUGUGACCAGAUGUGAGAUUGGUGAUAGCCUGGAAGAAUUCCUUGCAAAGGCAACUCCAGAUAAGGGACUGAUUAGGGUGAUGAUGUGCAUGGGAGAGGCAUUGAGGACCAUUGCCUUCAAAGUCAGGACUGCUUCCUGUGGAGGAACGGCUUGUGUGAACUCCUUUGGAGAUGAGCAGCUUGCUGUGGAUAUGCUUGCCAACAACCUUCUUUUUGAGGCUUUGACUCACUCGCAUUUCUGCAAGUAUGCUUGCUCCGAGGAGGUCCCUGAACUGCAAGACAUGGGUGGCCCCGUUGAAGGUGGAUUCAGUGUUGCUUUUGAUCCACUUGAUGGUUCCAGCAUUGUCGACACAAAUUUCUCUGUGGGCACCAUCUUCGGAGUGUGGCCAGGAGAAAAAUUAAUUGGGGUAACGGGGAGAGAUCAAGUGGCUGCAGCCAUGGGGGUUUACGGUCCUCGAACUACAUACGUUCUCGCUCUUAAAGACUACCCUGGCACCCAUGAGUUUCUUCUUCUUGAUGAAGGAAAAUGGCAACAUGUCAAAGAGACAACAGAGGUUGGUGAAGGGAAACUUUUCUCCCCUGGAAAUUUGAGGGCCACAUUUGACAACCCUGACUAUGAAAAGUUGAUCAAUUACUACGUAAAAGAGAAGUACACCUUGAGAUACACAGGAGGGAUGGUGCCAGAUGUCAAUCAGAUCAUAGUUAAAGAGAAGGGUGUCUUCACCAAUGUGAUUUCUCCAUCUUCCAAAGCCAAGCUGAGAUUGUUAUUUGAGGUUGCUCCUUUGGGGUUAUUGGUUGAAAAAGCUGGGGGUUACAGUAGUGAUGGUCAUCAGUCUGUGCUAGACAAGGAAAUAAAAAAUCUUGAUGACAGAACUCAAGUUGCAUAUGGAUCCAAGAAUGAGAUUAUCCGAUUUGAGGAAACUCUGUAUGGGAAAUCAAGGCUCAAGGCCGAGGGUGUUCCUGUUGGAGCUGCUGCUUAAGAGAAAGUGCUAGCUUCUCAUGCCUUAAUUUAUUUGUUUUGACCAAAAUUUAAGCUAUCAUGUAUACGGAUUUGUGCAGUAGUGCGUGGAACAUUCAAAUAAUGGAGACUUCUACAAUUAAAAGAUUAGAUUUGUGUGAUCAUGAAAAUUUAGCAGGAAUGAUGACUUCUCUUUCCUUGGCA
Populus nigra (black poplar) is the source of this 1475-nucleotide messenger RNA. Its product is annotated as sedoheptulose-1,7-bisphosphatase, chloroplastic-like. NCBI's taxonomy places the organism in Eukaryota, Viridiplantae, Streptophyta, Magnoliopsida, Malpighiales, Salicaceae. Gene Ontology annotation, biological process: gluconeogenesis; fructose 6-phosphate metabolic process; fructose metabolic process. The transcript has 8 exons. Bases 115 to 1293 code for a protein of 392 amino acids. Gene Ontology annotation, molecular function: fructose 1,6-bisphosphate 1-phosphatase activity. The record is from RefSeq and is a predicted model, not a curated record. Gene Ontology annotation, cellular component: cytoplasm.